ACUGCGUUAAGGGGAUGUGAAUGCACCAUGAGACGUGUACCAUUUUCCAGCUUCCCCUGUACUUCCGCUUUCAGUCGCAGUCAACAGAACGAAAACAAGAUGCGCUUGUCUAACUCCAGAUCAGUACAAGCAAUUACCUGGAAUGAGUGACGGCUCACUGUAUUGAAUUAUAUUUUCUGAACUCGACGUGUUAAAAGUGAAACUAUGCCGUUUUCUCCAAACAACGGAGACUUCACAUUUGUCUCCUCGACAGAGGCGCAAGUCGUGACUGUUUUAUCUUUGAAACAAACGAACAAAACCAUGUACUCGACAGAGCUCAGCGGCACAAUCACUGCCCCUGAUAUUAAACUGAGUUUUGGGAGUGAUGGUGGUAAAAACCCAUAUGCUACUGCCUUCUUGAGGCAGCGAGGGUAUGGUUGGCUGUUGGAGGUGGAAGAAGAUGAUGAUGAGGAGACCAAACCUCUUUUAGAUGAGCUGGAUAUUGAUGUGAAGGACAUCUAUUACAAGAUUCGCUGUGUCCUCAUGCCAAUGCCGUCGUUGGGUUACAACAGACAAGUAGUCAGAGAUAAUCCAGACUUCUGGGGCCCACUUGCUGUUGUGCUUCUCUUCUCCAUGAUCUCUAUCUACGGACAGUUUAGGGUGGUUUCCUGGAUCAUCACCAUUUGGAUAUUUGGAUCACUCACAAUUUUUCUCUUGGCUCGUGUUCUUGGUGGUGAGGUUUCUUACGGUCAGGUCCUUGGAGUGAUUGGAUAUUCCCUUCUUCCGCUAAUUGUUAUCGCACCUUUGCUCCUUGUGAUUGGAGGUUUUGAGAUAAUUCCUACCUUCAUCAAACUGUUUGGAGUGUUCUGGGCUGCUUACAGCGCUGCGUCACUGCUGGUUGGAGAUGAAUUUAAAACAAAGAAACCUCUCCUCAUAUAUCCCAUUUUCCUUUUGUACAUUUACUUCUUGUCACUUUAUACUGGCGUCUGAAUGGAUUAAUUUGAACUACGGACAUUUUCAUGGAGUGUAACACUAACCCAAAUGUUGAAAAUAAAUCUCUUAGCUUUG
Molecule: messenger RNA, 1047 nt
Organism: Syngnathoides biaculeatus (alligator pipefish)
Lineage: Eukaryota; Metazoa; Chordata; Actinopteri; Syngnathiformes; Syngnathidae
Gene: yipf4
Product: Yip1 domain family, member 4
Exons: 6
Coding region: 205-969 (254 amino acids)
Biological process (GO): vesicle fusion with Golgi apparatus; endoplasmic reticulum to Golgi vesicle-mediated transport
Cellular component (GO): membrane; trans-Golgi network
Source: RefSeq, a predicted model, not a curated record